This is a messenger RNA of Cynara cardunculus var. scolymus (artichoke), 1530 nucleotides long. RefSeq names its product beta-glucosidase 40. Bases 16 to 1251 code for a protein of 411 amino acids. Gene Ontology annotation, biological process: carbohydrate metabolic process. Gene Ontology annotation, molecular function: beta-glucosidase activity. The transcript has 10 exons. Lineage: Eukaryota; Viridiplantae; Streptophyta; Magnoliopsida; Asterales; Asteraceae. The record is from RefSeq and is a predicted model, not a curated record.
GGUGAUAUACAAUUAAUGAAAGAUAUGGGCAUGGAUGCUUAUAGAUUCUCGAUCUCAUGGUCAAGAAUUUUUCCGAAUGGAAGCGGUGAAAUCAACGAGGCUGGAAUUGAUCAUUAUAACGCACUUAUUAAUUCUUUAAUAGCCCAUGGGAUCGAACCAUAUGUGACCCUCUACCAUUGGGACCUUCCUCAAGCGUUAGCAGACAAAUAUAAUGGAUGGCUCGACACUCGAAUCAUCGACGAUUUCGUGGCGUAUGCCAAUACGUGUUUCGAGAAAUUCGGUGAUCGGGUGAAGAAUUGGAUGACGUUUAACGAACCACAUACUUUUACGGUACAAGGUUACGAUGUGGGUCUUCAAGCACCUGGACGUUGCUCGAUACUUCUUGGAUUGUUUUGUAGGGCCGGAAACUCGGCUACGGAACCGUACAUCGUGGGUCAUAACGUCCUUCUUUCACAUGCAGCCACCUAUGAUUUAUACAAAAGAAAAUACAAGGCAAAGCAAAAAGGACGCAUAGGGAUCGCAUUUGACGCCAUUUGGUACGUGCCGGGUACAAACAAAACCGAGGACAUUGAAGCGGCACAGCGAGUCCAAGAAUUCCAAUUGGGAUGGUUUCUCGAUCCCAUAAUGUUUGGAGAUUACCCAAGUUCGAUGAGGACAAGAGUCGGAAACCGGCUACCAAAAUUUUCUAAAGUUCAAUCGGCUCUUAUCAAGGGAUCGAUAGAUUUUGUGGGAGUAAAUCACUACACAACGUGGUAUGCUUGGCAUAACUCGACCAACCUUAUUGGCGCUUUGCUCAACGACUCUCUUUCAGAUUCGGGUUCCCUCACUCUUCCAUGGAAAAACGGGAAAGCUAUCGGAGAUCGGGCAAAUUCCAUAUGGUUAUACAUAGUGCCAGAAGGGUUUAGAAGCUUAUUGAAUUACAUCAAGGACAGAUAUGGGAAUCCUCUCGUCAUCAUCACUGAAAAUGGGAUGGAUGACCCAAAUAGCCCAUUUAUCCCUCUCAAAGUUGCACUAAUGGAUGAGAAAAGGGUCAAAUACCAUAAUGACUAUCUCACAAACUUGCUGGCUGCAAUCAAGGAGGAUGGGUGCAAUGUGAAGGGGUAUUUUGCAUGGUCUUUGUUGGACAAUUGGGAAUGGGGUGCUGGAUUCAGUUCAAGAUUUGGGCUCUUUUUUGUUGAUUAUGAUCACAACCUCAAGAGAUAUGCCAAGAACUCUGCUAUUUGGUUCAAGAAUUUCUUGACUUCUGGUUAGAAAUUCAAGAUUCUUUCCAUCACAAACGGGUCGGGUCGGGUCGGGUCUCAUCUUUGUAAUACGUAUAUUUUUCUUAAAGUAAAAUGGGACCGAACGUGUGAAAUAAUUAUUCUAAAUUUGUUGUAUACAAGAUGGAAAAAGAAGACGUUUUAUACAGAGUGUCGGAUUGACGACACAAGCAUAUUCGAUGUAUGUAUUUGUAGUUUGGAAAACAUGUAGAUUGAUGUGUUAUUUGUUUGUCAUGAUGAUUUGAAUAAUUGAAAGUUUGAUGAUGAUUUA